ACGUCAGAGGUUCGCACUGUUUUCCUGCCGACAAAUCAGUGCGCGAUGCAUUUUUGUUUAUUUCCCUAAAUCAAACAAUUAAAUUUUAUUAGAUUUAUAACAUUUUGAGCAAGUUUUCCGUUGAAAACAGCAUUUUUCCACAAUGUUUACGCUGUGGAGUUUGAUCGAGGCGUCGCUGCUGUGUUUGAACGCGGUCUGCAUCCUUCAUGAGGAACGUUUCCUGGCAAAAUUCGGUUGGGGUGCCUCUUCGGCCGCCCAGGUGCACGGAUUUGGCGAAACGCCCUCGGUGAAGGCACAGGUGCUGAACCUGGUGCGAUCCAUUCGAACUGUUGCCAAAAUUCCGCUGAUAUUUCUAAACCUUGUAGCAAUAAUAUUUAAAUUAUUACUAGGAUAAUGAAUGUACUCAUUUGAAUUGGUUUGAAUGUUUUGUAUUAUAAAUAAAUGUAAUGACUCAUG
Culex pipiens pallens (northern house mosquito) is the source of this 456-nucleotide messenger RNA. RefSeq names its product immediate early response 3-interacting protein 1. The coding region runs from base 143 to 394 and encodes 83 amino acids. Gene Ontology annotation, biological process: endoplasmic reticulum to Golgi vesicle-mediated transport. The record is from RefSeq and is a predicted model, not a curated record. The transcript has 3 exons. Gene Ontology annotation, cellular component: COPII-coated ER to Golgi transport vesicle; Golgi membrane; endoplasmic reticulum membrane. Lineage: Eukaryota; Metazoa; Arthropoda; Insecta; Diptera; Culicidae.